UGACCAUUCUCCUCUGAGCUUUGACAUCAACACAAUAGUUUCAGUCAGAGAACUGCUGGUCACUGAAUAUUUUCUCUUUAGUUGACCAUUCUUUGUAAACCCUAGAGAUGGCUGUUUGGGAAAUCACAGUAGAUGAGUAGUUUUUAUUGAGACCAGUAUGUCUGGCCCCAACAAUCUUACCAGGUUUGAAGUCACUUAAAUCGCCUUUCUUCCUCAUGAUGUGUACAUGCUUAAAUGCAAGCUGUGGCGACAUGAUUGGCUAAUUGCGUUUUAUGAUUAUUACUUUUACAGUGCAAUCACCACACAGUUAUACUUUUGGGGUCUUAUUGUCAGUAACAGGAAUGCAAUAAAUAUUCUGAGAACGCACACACACUUAUCUACAUAAAUAAAACACAGACUCAUUCCAUAUCAGCUGACCAAAUUUUAAAAAAAAUUCCCAGCCUCACCAUCUCUGAUUUGGCUUAAAACAUUCCAGGAUAAUGAUACACUUCUUAUUAAUAGAAAAACUGCCCAAUUUUAGCUCUCUAACGUUAUUAAUUUGUUCACUAAAUGCAAAAACAAAACUACAUAACUGCAUAAAUUUAACAUCAAAUCCAUGUAAUUACAAAGAUAUUAGAACUUUAAAAAAGAAAAAAAACCCAUUCAUAUCGCACUCGAAGAAGACGCUGAUCGUGAACGCGCUCCGCUGCCCCUGUUCUCCGCGCAUGCUCUCUUUAAUCGCACCGUCAGGAAAAGUUUGCAAACACAAUGGCUGAGGAGCAAGCUCAGACAUCAAACGAAGAGCCCGUUCCUCUGUUCCUCAUAACAUCAAACACGGCACAGCAGAAUAAGAGAAAAAAGCUCGCAGACAAAGAGCGCGUUGAGGAGGGAGUGUCAGAUGAAGCCAGGAUAAACAUCGGAGCCGCUUUUCAGAGGUGGAGGGAGAUACGGGAACUGAAAGGGUUCAAAACUGAUGCAGAGUUCGCGACAUUUCUGCUGGACAGAGAUGCUGACUUUGAAAAGGAAGAGCUGAGUUUCAGUGAAGCAGAAAAACCUUCUGCUCAGGUUUCAAUGUCAAGUGUUGACCGUGCAGAGAACUGGGUGUGUUCUCCGGGCGAGGACAAAGAUGUUUCAACAUCAGAGGAUGAGGAUGGCGUCAGUGACAAUAAGGAUGAGGACUACAUCCCUCCAGUAUACAUUCACAGUGGCAGUGCCAGUAAAACUAACAUGCACUCGGAUGCUCCAGAGUCUAUCAGCAAAGGGGACGCUUCACAUGAAACUGCAGAGCCAAUGGAGCAGCUGCCAGGGGGCAUGGAAAAAACGAAAGUCCAGAGAAACAGGCCUCAUCAUCAGCUUGGAAACCAGGAAAGGAAUGCUGCCAACAAACACCUUCAAUGGAAAACAGAGGAAGGCCACGGAGCUGAAACACGGGAGCAAGAUCAUGAAGCAGCACCUACAGGUAUUUAUUUUUGUUCAGGAGAAUUUUUAGGUGCGAGUUCAGAAUCCACCAGUGAGCACACCGGCCUCGCUUACAAGACCGAAGAGAUAAAACCGCCGCAGGCGCUUCGCAGACCGAAGAAGAUCUACAAGUGUCAGACCUGUAGUAGAGUGUUCCCUCGGUACAAUGCACUGCAGCGCCACCUUGUGAUUCACUCGGGAAAAAGACCUUUCAAAUGCUUUAUAUGUGGGAGAGGAUUCACCCAGAGUGGAAACCUCAAAACACACAUGAAAGUUCACAGAGGUGAGCUUCCAAAGUGGACCUUAGUUCAAAAGAAGAGCGAGCCUAAAGAAUCGCCUGCUACAGUUCACGUGUGUGGGGAGUGUGGAAUGGACUUCCCUGAGAAACAUCAGCUAGAGGAACACCGUGAGACUCACAAGAAACCCUACGCAUGUCCCGACUGCGGCAAGAGAUUCAAACAGGAAAAUGGCGUUAAAAUCCACAUGCGGCUCCACUCAGGAGAUUCCCUUUUCUUCUGUUCCGCCUGUGGGAAACACUGCACUACGGCUAAAAUGCUUAAAAUACAUAUGCUCACUCACACCGGAGAAAAGAAUUACCAUUGCGAUCAGUGUGGGAGGGCGUUUUCACGCUCUUCCUAUCUAAAGUUGCACCUCAGAACUCACACUGGAGAGCGACCUCACCUGUGCUCGAUCUGUGGUAAACGUUACUCCAGAGCAGAUACUCUUAAAGCCCACCUGAGAGUUCACACUGGAGAGAACCCGUACACGUGUAAGAUGUGCGGGAAGUGUUUCUAUUAUUAUCAGGGUUAUCAAGCACAUGUGAAGACUCAUAACAAGAAGCCCAAAAAAGCUACAAGACCUCUGGGGAGACCAAAACAACAGCUGAUAGUGGUAAAUAAUCAAUAAUGGGAUUUUAGAAAAAUAAGAAAAUAUUAAAUUAUUUUUGUUAUAUAAUAUACCUUUAACUCUCUACAGAGAAAUUUCUGAAGUGGUUGGAGAAGCAGUGUAAAUGUAAUGUGUUUUUUAAGCACAGUUGCUGUUAUGUGACUAGAACUGUGAAGACAAUAAAUCCUAAUAAUUGUU
Maylandia zebra (zebra mbuna) is the source of this 2520-nucleotide messenger RNA. RefSeq lists its product as uncharacterized. Gene Ontology annotation, cellular component: nucleus. The record is from RefSeq and is a predicted model, not a curated record. Gene Ontology annotation, biological process: regulation of gene expression. Lineage: Eukaryota; Metazoa; Chordata; Actinopteri; Cichliformes; Cichlidae.